This is a messenger RNA of Pollicipes pollicipes, 942 nucleotides long. RefSeq names its product ESF1 homolog. Gene Ontology annotation, cellular component: nucleolus. The coding region runs from base 15 to 641 and encodes 208 amino acids. Gene Ontology annotation, biological process: maturation of SSU-rRNA from tricistronic rRNA transcript (SSU-rRNA, 5.8S rRNA, LSU-rRNA). The transcript is spliced from 7 exons. NCBI's taxonomy places the organism in Eukaryota, Metazoa, Arthropoda, Thecostraca, Pollicipedomorpha, Pollicipedidae. The record is from RefSeq and is a predicted model, not a curated record.
CUUCGGCGGCCAACAUGGCGCAGCUGCUGGUCCAGGGCCUGGCCAGCAAGGACCGCACCAUGCUGCGGACGGUGCUGCAAACCGAGGAGGCCGACGUGAUCCGCACCACGGUGCAGGCACUGCCCGUGGACGCCGUGCUGCCGCUCAUCGACAGACUCGGCUACAUGCUGCGCUUCGCCGACCAGAGUUUCUCCGGCCUCAAGUGGCUGCGGGCGGUGAUGGAGCGACACUCGUCCUUCCUGCUGACCCAGAGUGACCUGGACUCGCUGCUGGCGCCCGUCUACAGCAGCGUACAGGUACGGCUGCGCUCCUACCCGCGCCUGCUGCAGCUGCGCGGCCGGCUACAGCUGAUCGCCGGCCAGAUGGCGGCGCGGCAGCGGCAGGCGGCCGAGCGGGCCGGCGCGGCCGCCGACCAGCCGCCGCUGCUCGCCUACCAGGACGACUCGUCGGACGACGACGGUGACCUGCUCGGUCUGCCGGCGCACUCGCCGGGAGACCUGUCGGACAUGUCCGAGGACGACCACCCGAUGGAGGACGAGGACGCGUCGGAGGACGGCUCCGAGCCGGAGGACGGCGAAGAGCCCGACUCGGACGACAGCGACGAGGACGAGGACGAGGACGAGCUGAUGAACGGGGACUGAACGGCGUCGCGCGUGCAGCGACGGUUGAGAAACAGCCUGGUGCCGGGGCCCUGGGGGUCCAGCCAGACCGACGCACCGCCGGCCGACAGGGACGACAUCUGUUGACGUUUUGUGUAAUUAACGGGAGAUGAGAUAUUUUUAUCGGCUGGUGCUGUGUGCCACUGGUGACCUUUCGAUGCCUUUUAGCGGUGCACAUGUGUGACGGAUGUCGCUCCUUCAGCUGCCGCCGAGUGUGUUAACGUGGUUACAUCUGCAGAGCAUGCUUUAGGGCGAAUACAUGGUCAUGACGCAUCAUCGCGAA